ACUCCCAGGAGGCUUAGCGGCCGGGGCCCGGGUGCCUGGCUGUGGAAUCGGAUGGGGCGUGUCGUUUUGCGAGCCGCUUUAACCUAGAGGUUUGCAAGGUUGGAAGUUCCGCGCCGGGAGCCGGGGAGAAAUGGAGCUGGAGCAGAGAGAGGGGACCAUGGCAGCCGUGGGCUUUGAGGAGUUCUCAGCACCUCCCGGCUCGGAGCUGGCGCUGCCCCCGCUGUUCGGUGGUCACAUCCUGGAGAGCGAGCUUGAGACCGAAGUGGAGUUCGUGUCUGGGGGUCUGGGCAGCUCCAGCCUCCGGGAGCGAGACGAGGAGGAGGAGGCAGCCCGGGGCCGGCGGCGGCGCCAACGGGAACUCAAUCGCAGGAAGUACCAGGCGCUAGGUCGGCGCUGCAGGGAGAUCGAGCAGGUGAAUGAGCGGGUCCUGAACAGGCUCCAUCAGGUACAGAGGAUAACACGGAGACUCCAGCAGGAGCGGAGGUUCCUCAUGAGGGUGCUGGACUCCUACGGCGACGACUACCGGGCCAGCCAGUUCACCAUCUUACUGGAGGCGCCCCGGGAAGGACGCCGAGCGGGAGUCCCACUGACUCCGGAGCUGGCCCCCGUACAGAUAAAGGUGGAGGAAGACUUUGGCUUCGAAGCGGACGAGGCCCUGGACUCAAGCUGGGUUUCUCGGGGGCCAGACAAGCUGCUGCCCUACCCCACCCUAGCCAGCCCCCCCUUUGACUGACCCCCCAAUAAACGGACACCAUGGUCUCCUCGGCCA
Molecule: messenger RNA, 769 nt
Organism: Myotis brandtii (Brandt's bat)
Lineage: Eukaryota; Metazoa; Chordata; Mammalia; Chiroptera; Vespertilionidae
Gene: TFPT
Product: TCF3 (E2A) fusion partner (in childhood Leukemia)
Exons: 6
Coding region: 131-733 (200 amino acids)
Biological process (GO): apoptotic process; apoptotic signaling pathway; positive regulation of apoptotic process
Cellular component (GO): Ino80 complex
Molecular function (GO): DNA binding
Source: RefSeq, a predicted model, not a curated record